GCGAGAGUGAACAAGUUCAAGUUCAAACAGCUGAUCCAGUUUGUUUUGAGUUUUCAUAUGAUAUAACGAAGUCAAAAUAAGAUAUUCGGGCUAAAGGACGCAUCCAGGAUGUUCCAGGUGUGGCGUCCACUGAUCCUUAUGCGGAGCCUGAACCUGGGCCAACGGCAGCAUAUGAGCCACUACGAUGCCCUCGGAAUUGCACAAAAAUGCACCCAGAACGAGAUAAAGGCAGCUUACUACAAGCUAUCGAUGCUAUAUCAUCCGGACAGGAAUCAGGGCAGCGAGAGUGCUGCCAAGAAGUUCCGGGAAAUCAAUCAGGCUUACGAGGUCCUUGGAAACUACCGUCUCCGCCGCCUUUACGAUAAGGGGAUUGUGCAUACAGCGGGCGCCCAAUAUGCUCAGGAUAUCCACGAUGUGGCGGAACCCGUGGUGGAAGACGACCCCGAAACCAAGUUCUACAAAUCUCGUUUCCAGAAAUCACGUGUGGCGGACUCGGAGGGUCGAACCCCAAUUUAUAAUUUCGACGAGUGGUCUCGUAAUCACUAUGGCAAGUCCUUUGACCGGAGACAGGCUGCCCAGGCCAAAUACGAUCGAAUCAGGGUGCAAAAGGAGACAAACAAGAUGUCCGGCCAGACGGACCUGGUAAUGCUCGCCUUGAUUUUCGCAGGUAUUGCCAUUUAUCUGAUGUUCCUCGCCGAGAGCUCCUAUGACACGCCCAAACACAGGGCGGAGGAAAGGCACAGACGAGAUCGGGAAGAGCGGGAGCAACAGGCGGGCAAGACGCAAUCUUAGAGUACUCUAACCCACAGUGUACAUAGAGUUAAGUUUAAUCAAUUAAAUGAAAAGGCUAUUUUUGUGAAUAAGAAA
Molecule: messenger RNA, 867 nt
Organism: Drosophila elegans
Lineage: Eukaryota; Metazoa; Arthropoda; Insecta; Diptera; Drosophilidae
Product: dnaJ homolog subfamily C member 30, mitochondrial
Exons: 1
Coding region: 109-792 (227 amino acids)
Source: RefSeq, a predicted model, not a curated record